This is a messenger RNA of Blepharisma stoltei, 654 nucleotides long. The record is from the annotation of a GenBank genome assembly. NCBI's taxonomy places the organism in Eukaryota, Ciliophora, Heterotrichea, Heterotrichida, Blepharismidae.
AUGCCCAUCGCCACAAGCUUACUCCAGAGCAGCUUUCAAGCAUAUGUGAAGACACAACCCCUGAUGAAUUCUCUAAAGUAUGAACCAAACUUGCCAAACAUUUUCCUGAACGAAGUGUCCAAUCCGUUCACAAUGCUUGCAAACGUAAUUUUAACCCUCUCUUACUUACUUAGUUACAUAGUUUUUAAGGUGUCUAGUGCCCACACCCCUUAAUGAAAAAGGGUCAAAGCGACAACUAGUGACGUCACCAAGCCAUCUUGGAAUAUGUGGUCAGCCCACACCCAAGCCUUCUAUGAGGCUAGUCGCCAGAUAAAUCGCCGCACAUCUCACCCGGCGCGUUGCCGUCGCUCGUCCAGACUCAGCUCCUGCGCGUGUUCCGCCUAAGGGUCAUCCUCCCGUGGGGACGUGCCGAGAGGUAAAACUCCGAAAUCUUGAGUGCACUGAGGAGUCGUGCCUUUGGUUAUCCCCAAAGUUAAACGACUAUUGCUGUGCAGAAGUUCUCGAGAGAAAACCCAACCCCAUAAAUAAAAUUCCAUGAGGGAGAGAAAAUUGGCAGAGCCAAUUUCUCUCGAACCGAAUGCCAUUUUAUUUAUAAUUUUAACCCUCUCAACUAUAAAGGGAAAUGAGAGUUAUGGGAAGAGCAAGAGCUUAUAA